Molecule: messenger RNA, 864 nt
Organism: Mucor velutinosus
Lineage: Eukaryota; Fungi; Mucoromycota; Mucoromycetes; Mucorales; Mucoraceae
Gene: CNB1
Product: Calcineurin subunit B
Exons: 2
Coding region: 1-864 (287 amino acids)
Biological process (GO): regulation of transcription by RNA polymerase II
Molecular function (GO): RNA polymerase II cis-regulatory region sequence-specific DNA binding; DNA-binding transcription factor activity, RNA polymerase II-specific; protein dimerization activity
Source: RefSeq, a predicted model, not a curated record
AUGGCUAAAGAUCAAAGCAUGAAUUAUCUGGACUACACUCUGACCGAUUACGUGAUACCUCAGCAGCAACAGCAACAGCGUCAGCCAUCAUUGAAUGUAGAUUUCAAAGCUGAACUCUCCUUGAUGUAUCCACAGCAGCAGCAACAACAGCCUCAGCAACAAUCGGAUCAAAUACCAAAUUACGCCAACAUUUUGUUGCCUCAGUCGCCCGAUACAUUUCAGUGUGAUGACAACAACUCGUAUUGUACCUCACCUUCAUCCAUCUUGUCCACAGCCUCAAAUCAUCUUCAACAACAAUUUCCAUCGCCUUCUCCAUCUCCCUAUCAACACGCGUCUGAGAGUAAUGCUAGUUUAACCAAUGUAGUUGCCAUGGAUACGGUCUCCAUGGAUACCAACAACUUUUAUCAUUCAUUUCUGCCUUUUAAUACACCUGUUGAAAGCAGUUGCACCAAUGUUGAUGACUUUAUUAUGACUCACACUAGUUAUAACGGCAACAACAAUAGCAACAACAACGACAACAGUAGUAAAAAGAGAAAGUUUGAUAAAGUAGAGAAAGAUGACAAGCUGAACAACUCAGAGAUCAAGAGACAGAUACAUAUUCAAUCCGAGCAAAAGAGGAGAGCACAGAUCAAAGAUGGAUUCGAAGACCUUCGAAAUGAACUUCCCAGUUGUUUGAAUAAGAAGAUGAGCAAAGUUGCACUUUUGCACAGAACAGUUCAACAUAUUCAACAUUUGAAAAAUACGCAGAUGACAAUACUAGCAGAGCUUGAAAGGCUAGUAGGCGAAAACGACCAGUUGAGAAAAUUUCAAGAAAAUGUACUCCAAAAGCAACAACAGUCGAUGUUCUCUACAUCUAGUAGUUGA